AUGAGGGCUCUGGUGACAGUGGUGUCCCUGUUCUUCCUGGGCGCCCAGGCCCAGCACGAGUGGACCUACUCAGAAGGUGGGCUGGAGGAAGAACAAUGGCCACUGGAGUACCCCAGCUGUGGGGGGCAGAAACAGUCGCCCAUUGACCUGCAGAGGAGGAAGGUGCAGUUCAACCCAUACUUGAAGCCACUGAACCUGACCGGUUACGGAGAGGAAGAUAUGGAGUUCCCCAUGAUCAACAAUGGCCACACAGUGCAGAUCACCCUGCCCCCCACCAUGAGCAUGACCGAUUCUGACGGCACCAGAUAUAUAGCCCUGCAGAUGCACUAUCACUGGGGCGGUGGGUCCUCAGAAGUCAGCGGCUCUGAGCACACCAUUGAUGGGAUCAGACGCGUGAUUGAGAUUCACUUUGUUCACUAUAAUGCUAAGUACGCAAACUAUGAUGAAGCCAAGGACAAAUCCGAUGGUUUGGCUGUACUGGCGGCCUUUGUUGAGAUCCAGGAUUAUGCUGAAAACACGUACUACAGCUCCUUUAUUUCUGAGUUGGCCAACAUCCAGUAUCCAGGACAAACCACAACUUUGAAUGGCAUCGACAUUCAGGACAUGCUGCCUGGGGACCUCUACCACUACUACACGUACAGUGGCUCACUCACCACUCCCCCCUGCACAGAGAAUGUCAAGUGGUUUGUGCUGGAAGAUUCUAUCAAGCUCUCCAGGACCCAGGUUUUGAAAAUAGAGAACUCUGUAAAGAAUCACAACAACGAGACCCUCCAUAAUGGUUACCGCAAGACUCAGCCCCUCCACCAGAGGGUCGUGGAAGCCAACUUCCUGUACUUUCCUAAUAAGCGUGAGUGA
Molecule: messenger RNA, 855 nt
Organism: Nannospalax galili (Upper Galilee mountains blind mole rat)
Lineage: Eukaryota; Metazoa; Chordata; Mammalia; Rodentia; Spalacidae
Gene: Ca6
Product: carbonic anhydrase 6
Exons: 7
Coding region: 1-855 (284 amino acids)
Molecular function (GO): carbonate dehydratase activity; zinc ion binding
Source: RefSeq, a predicted model, not a curated record